UGUCCAGAAAUGACUUCUGAUGUUAUUUCCAGCUGCCAUUUUGAACCACAGAGCCAUUUUGUGGCUCUUUUAAAAAACAAAACAAAAAUAGAUUUUAAAGCGAAACAUCAGAGGAUAUGGGGGGCAUUUCUGGAGAGCAAGGUACUGGGAUUUACUGCCCUUAUUUCUGUUCCCUUCUUGCUUUUUUGGCAUUUUUUUCAGAGUAAGGAACCUAACCCAUGGAUACCCAGAGUAGUAAGAUUUCUUUAUUUGUGGUUUCCAUAUUCGUGCUUAUUGGUGGGAACAGAACCCCCGCAAAUAAAGAGGGCCUCCUGUAUCUGUUUGCACAGAUUCAGACUGAACAUAAGAUCAUCAGAAAAUUCCUUUUGCACAUUAGAAGGAACAGGUCCAUAGUCUGGGAAUGCUGGUUCCUCAGGCUGAGGCUAUUAUUAUUAUUAUUAUUUCUUGUUUACACAGUCAGACAGGUGUUAUUGACUGGUUUGUUUUAUCUAGACAUUGAAUCCUUCCCAAGGACCUGGGAUGCCAGAAUUUUAUUGUCAACUGUUAUAGAUAUCGUCGCAGAAUAUAGGCUGUUCCCAGUAAGGCUGCUUUUUGUAAUUGGCUGAUGGUGAUUUCUGUGGCCCCUAUGGUGUUGAGGUGCUCUUCAAGGUCUUUUGGAACUGCCCCCAGGGCGCCAAUUACCACUGGGAUUAUUUUGGUCUUUUUCUGCCACAGCCAUUCAAUUUCAAUUUGUAGAUCUUUAUAUUUGGUGAUUUUUUCUAUUUCUUGUUCUUCUAUUCUCCUAUCCCCUGGUAUUGCUAUGUCGAUUAUUUUGACUUGUUUUUCUUUCUUCUCGACUACAGUUAUAUCUGGUGUAUUGUGUGGCAGAUGUUUGUCCGUUUGUUGUCGGAAGUCCCAUAAUAUUUUUACAUCUUCAUUUUCUACAACUUUUUCAAUUUUAUGGUCCCACCAAUUUUUGGCUACAGGUAGCUUGUAUUUUUUGCAGAUGUUCCAGUGUAUCAUCCCUGCUACCUUGUUAUGCCUUUGUUUGUAGUCAGUCUGUGUGAUCUUUUUACAACAGCUGAUUAGGUGGUCCACUGUUUCAUCUGCUUCUUUACAAAGGCGGCACUUGCCGUUUGUUGUGGAUUUUUCUACUUUUGCUCUUAUUGCAUUUGUUCUUGGUGCCUGUUCUUGCGCAGCCAGUAUUAAACCCUCUGUUUCUUUCUUCAAGUAACCAUUUUUAAGCCAUUGCCAGGUCUUGGUGAUGUCUGAUUUUCCACUUAUAUUGUGCAAAUAUUGACCACGCAGGGGCUUAUUUUUCCAUUUUUCUGCUCGGUUCUUGACUUGUUCUUUCUUGUAGGCCUGCUUUGUUUCAUUGGUGUUGAAUAGUUCCACGUUAUUGACCAUUUGAAGUGCAUCUUCUUCACUGUCCUUGAUAUAUUCUUCAAGGCCUCUUUUCUCCUCCUUUACUGUUUGAUGGACUUGCAGCAUUCCUCUUCCACCUGAGCUGCGAGGGAGGUAUAGCCUAUCUACAUCCCUGUGUGGGUGCAGAGCAUGAUUGAUGGUCAUGAUUUUCCUGGUCUUACAAUCCAGCGUCUCUAGCUCUGCCUGGGUCUAGUCUAUUAUUCCUGCACUGUAUCUGAUAACAGGUAUAGCCCAGGUGUUUAUGGCGUGUAUGGUGUUCCCGCCAUUGAGUUUGGACUUGAGGAUUUUUCUGACUCUCCUGAUGUAUUCACUUCCCAUUUUUCUUUUAACUUCAGUGUGUGCAAUGUUAUCAGCCUGGAGAAUGCCCAAGUAUUUGUAAGGUUCUUUCUCUUCCAGGUUCUUGAUCUUGCUUCCAUUGGGCAGUUCUAUUCUUUCUGUUUUUCUUAUUUCCCCUCUUUUCAUUAUUAAUGCAGCACACUUGUCUAGUCCAAACUCCAUUGCUAUAUUGCUACUGAAUAUACGGACAGUGUUUAGCAGUGAUUCGAUUUCUGACUGGGACUUUCCAUACAACUUCAGACCAUCCAUGUACAGCAGAUGGUUGAUUUUACUUGAUGUUUUAGAUGUUUGGUAUCCGAGGCCUGUUUUGUUUAGUAUUUGUGAAAGUGGGGUCAUGGCGAUUACAAACAACAGAGGGGAUAGUGAGUCCCCUUGGAAAAUGCCUCUUCUAAUGCUAACCUGUCCAAGUGUCUCGCCAUUGAUUGUUAACUGUGUACUCCACAUGCUCAUUGCUUUUUAAAAAAUAAAUAUCUGAAUGUUUUUGCUGACACCAGUUGUUUCUAAACAUUUUAGUAUCCAUGUGUGAGGCAAUGUAUCGAAGGCUUUCUUGUAGUCAAUCCAUACAACACUUAAAUUUGUUUUGCUUCUCUUGCAGUUUUCUAAAAUCAUUUUGUCAAUCAGCAGCUGGUCUUUUGUGCCUCUGGUGUUCGGGCAAUUUCCUUUCUGUUCAACUGGAAGCUGUUUGUUAGUUAGUAAGUGUUGCAUCACUUCAUCUGCUAUUAUUCCAGUUAAUAAUUUGAACAUGGUUGGCAGGCAGGUUAUUGGUCUAUAAUUACUUGGAACUGCACCUUUUGCCGGGUCUUUCAUGAUGAGAUGAGUUUUCCCAGUCGUUAGCCAUUGUUCAAUAUCACCUCCUUGCAAAAUGUGAUUGAACUGUUUUGAUAGCUGUUUAUGAAGGCUUGUUAGGUGUUUAAGCCAAAAGCCAUGCAGUUCAUCGUCGUCUGGCGCAGUCCAAUUUUUAAUUUUCUUUUCUCUUUCACUUAUUAAUUCUGGUGUUAUUUUUAGAUCUUGCAUUUGUUGGUUACAUUUUUUUACCUCUGUCAUCCAGCCUGCUUUUUUAUUAUAAUCUAUUGGAUUGUCCCAUAAUUUUCCCCAGAACUGCACUGUUUCUUCUUUAUUUGGUGUUUCUAGGUUUCUUGCAGUUUUUUCUCCUUCUAUGCUUUGGUAGAAACGUCUCUGAUUCGACUGGAAUUGGAGAUUCUGCCUGUGUUGUGUAAUUCUGGCUUCAUACCUGCUAAUCUUCUUUGACACUGCUUUUAUUUGCUGCUUUAUUAUUUCCAGGACUUCUCUAAUUUUCCUUGAAUCUAGGUGGUAUUUUUGGAUCAGAUACUGUUUGGUGUUUUCAUUCUUCAGCUUCUUGUCUUUCAUAUCUUUCAAUUUACUAGCAUCUGAUCUAAGCCUGGAGAUUUUAUUUUCUAAUCUAAUCUUCCAUUUUGGUGAUGUACUGCUUUCUUUUUUUACCAGUCCACUGAUCUUAUAUCUGAGCUCUUGUGUUGUUAUUGUUGCUGCACUGUACAUUAGUUGGUCUGUUUCUUGCAAAUUAUUGGUUGUUAUUUCUGCAAGUGCAGCAUUGACAUCUUUUAAUACCUGAGCAAGUUGUUUUUUGGCAACUGUUUUUAAAGCUGGAAGUCGAACCCUGGUGGUUGCUUGGUUCAUGUGCUCUGUUAUUUUUUGCUUUAGUUCUUGUUGCUUUUCUGUUAAACGGCAUUUGGGUUUUUGAGGUGAAGGCAAAGGGGCGGUUGCCUGGUUUUGAUUUUGAAACAGUUCAGUAACAGUGGCAUCCUCGAUUUCCAACACCUCCUCCACCUGCGCCUGAGCAACUUCUUCAGUUGGUGGUAAUUCUUCUUCCAUAUCUUGAGCCUGUGUUGCUCUGCAGUUCUUCCAGCUCAACUCCUGUGAAUGCUUUAUUUCUUAUUAUGUAUCUUCUCAGGUCUGCUAGCCUUUGUUCUGUUAUUUCUGUAUCUGGAUGCUUCUCUUUCCAAAUUUGGUACAUUCUUUUUAAAUAAGUUCUUCUAGUUGGACUAGACUUGUAAUAGCAGAUCAUUAUUUCCUUGUUGGCAGUUUUCGUAUAUUUUUUUCGGUUAAGCAACGUUUCUUCCAGUAACCUUGCAGUCUCCAGCCCUGGUUGCUCAACUGAAGAUCCUGAGUCCUGUUGCCCACUUGCCACCAGAUGUCCAGGGACUCCAGCACCUGGCGCGGUCCUUGUUGACCCGGGCGACGACCGAUCCGGUAUAGAUUUAUUAAAGUUACGUCUCACCAUAUUGUUGAUGGGAGAGGCACUCUUUGUCUGGCUCCUCUGGUGAGACCUGUCCAGUAUGGUUGGACCUCUGGCAUAGCUCUCACCUUCCUCAGAGGACGCAAGCCCCACAACCACACCAAGGAAGCCUUGGUCAGUUUAAACACCACACUGCAUCUCGUGGACAAGGAGAAGCAGAGCCUGGAGCUCCAGACAUACACUUCCCGGGCUCAGGAGGCCGCUUGUCUCCUGAUGAUCCGGAUCCUGCAAGUGGAGCGUGAUGAGAGUCGGGGGCAGCUGCUGGAUUCCUCCAGCAGCAGCAGCAGCAGCGACAGUGGAGACAGCUGCUAUGGGGAAUACGCUCCUCUCUGUACCUCCAAAGUGGUUAUGUCUGGCUUAUCUCAGGAUGCUGGUGGCAAGCAACCCGUCACAGACCCUAAGGCGCAGAUGAUGGAGCUUCAUGAUACGUUGGCUCGGAACAAGGAACUGAAAGAUCGGAUCCAGGCCCUAUUUGGCGAGCUGGAGGAAAUAAGCCAGGACAGCAGGGCCCAGGAGUUGCAACAGAUGGAGCUCACAAGAGACUUUUUCAAAGCACACAGAUCGAAUCGAGACUGCCAAAUUGACCAGCAUCAUCGCAACCAAUGCCAAUACUGCCGUCUGAAGAAGUGUUUUCGUGUCGGCAUGAGGAAAGAAGCUGUCCAGAGAGGCCGGAUCCCUCCCUCCCACUCCAGCGCCAGCCCCAACGCCGUGCCCAGUGGGGAGUACUACAAUGGGCAGCCCGUCUCGGAACUGAUCUCCCAGCUGCUGCGGGCUGAGCCCUACCCCACAGCCCGCUUUAGCUCCCAGUACGCCCAGCAGGGCAGCGUGAUGGGCAUCGACAACAUCUGCGAGCUGGCGGCCCGCCUCCUCUUCAGCACCGUGGAGUGGGCCCGCAACAUCCCCUUCUUCCCGGACCUGCCCGUCUCGGACCAGGUGGCCCUGCUGCGCCUCAGCUGGAGCGAGCUCUUCGUCCUCAACGCUGCGCAGUCGGCGCUGCCCCUCCACAUGGCCCCGCUGUUGGCGGCCGCCGGCUUCCACGCGUCCCCCAUGUCGGCCGACCGCGUGGUGUCCUUCAUGGACCAGAUCCGCAUCUUCCAGGACCAGGUCGAGAAGCUGAACCGUCUCCAAGUGGACUCGGCAGAGUACAGCUGCCUGAAAGCCAUUGCGCUCUUCACCCCAGAUGCCUGCGGCCUCUCGGACCCUGCCCACGUGGAGAGCCUGCAGGAGAAGGCCCAGGUGGCCCUGACGGACUAUGUCCGCUCGCAGUAUCCCUCCCAGCCACAGCGCUUCGGCAGACUCUUGCUGCGCCUCCCGGCUCUCCGGGCCGUCCCGGCUUCCCUCAUCUCUCAGCUCUUCUUCAUGAGACUGGUAGGCAAGACGCCCAUCGAGACGCUCAUCAGAGACAUGCUUCUGUCUGGAAGCACCUUCAACUGGCCUUACGGGACAGGACAAUAAGGGGAGAGGGGGACGGCACCUGCCAGGACUGUAGCCCGUCCCUGCCUCUCUUGCCGCCGCCGUGCCGACAGCAUGGAUGUCCGUCAUCCGCCAGGCCUCCCCGGGUCGUGUCUGUGAACUCUGCGCCACUUGGGCUGAAAGGAUGUCCCCUUUGUGACCAGGGGAGAAGAUCCGCCUCCGAGGCCAAGAGAGACAGCGGUGGGGCGGGGGCGGCAGGGUCUGAUUCCGUUUUCCUUCUCUCCUUCCGGUUUGGGUGAACAGGGUGGGGAGGGGAAGAAACGGAACAAUCCAUUUUCUUGUUAGGUUUCUGGCUCUAAUGGUUCUCUCUGUUCAAUGUUUCAAGUGGAUGUAGGGACCCCUCUUGGUCUACAGAGGGCCCCCCAACCUACUGCCUUGAUCUUUCUUCCCGCAAAAGAUUUGUGUCACCACCUUGCAUGUUCUCGUUAUCCCGAGAUGGGUAGAAUCCUGCCAUCCCUUCAGAAUUGGAAGGCUUGUUCACACGAUCCUAAUUGGGGUAGGAGGAGCACUUAGCCAGGGUAGGAGAGCAGGGCACGCUCCGGUUGGUGGUUGUGUGAACUCCAAACAGCCAAGUGGGGAGACAGGGAGAGUGAUCGUGUGGCAGGCAGGAGCUGGGUUGGACGGGCAUACCCUACCCAGAUUAUCUCCCCAGCAUUUUACGGAGGGUGGACGAGAAGCCGCUCUGCCCAGCUCCCAUCCGAUCACUCUCCUUUCCUCCUCUCUUCUUGUUGGGAAUUCACACAAUCACCGACUGCAAGAAUGGCUGGCUGUCCUACCCUUACUGUGUGCCUCUCCUACCCUGAUUAUUUAUUCAGCAUAUUUAUAUAUCACUCAAAAUUCACAUCUCUAGGCAGUUUACAAUAAAACUGCCUUGGGAUUUUCUUAAUGAAAGGCGGGGUAUAAAUUGAACAAUAAAUAAAAACACAGAUUAAAAUGCUAAGACCAUUUUUAAAAAAUAAUGGAUUGUUUAUGAUUGCGUGAAUGAGCCUAGAGUGUGUCUCUAGAUCAGGGCUACUCAGCUGUGUCCCUCCGGCUGUGUUUGGACUGCAGCUCCCAGCAUCCCCAGCCACAGUGGCCAAUAACUGGGGGUGAUGGGAGUUGUAGACCAAGGCUCUCCCAUCUUUCGUUCUCUAACAUGGUCCCAGGGGAUUUUGUUGCCCCCACCCUGCCCUGAGCGAAACCAGCGACUCAGCAGACACUGCAGUUUGCAACGUGCAGAGUAAUGAAACGUCAUUCUCUCACCCCUGCACCCCAUGAUUGCUCCUAAACAAACUCUGUGGCUCUGACAGAGUUAAAUGUUGGUACGUCUUGAAUUGGGGCAGGCUAGAAUAAAUCUUUUCAAAUCGGCAUACAGAUUUCUAGCCAUUCAGACGUAACCAACGCACAUUCUACAAUGCACCAAAUUUCUGACCCUUGAGGGGUGCGCAUCUGGCCUUGUGCGGCCAUGGUAGCCUCUCCGGGUGGGGCUGGGAAAGACCCUCUCUGCCUGCAAUCUUGGAGAGAUGCUGCCAGUCAGUGCAGUCAAUACCAAGACUUUGACUCAGUCAAGUGGGUUCUAUCCCCCUCCUCCCCUGAUAUCAAGCUUCUGGUUUUCCUCCUCACGUUCUCUUCGUCUGUGACGGAAGCUGUCCCCAGAACAAGCCCAAAUCGGCCAGCCAUGUUUGUGGAAAUGCUAUGCACAUUGUUAAUUGCAUGCAACUGAAAUAUACCAAUUUAAUUAACGGUGAUCCUCCGGCUUCUGUGGUGGGUUUCCAGUGUCAUCUGCUCACUGGCCAGUUUGACUAAAAUCUGCUGCUAUUUCUUGUGUAAAGGUCUCUCUCUCUCUGUUCAAUUUGCAAAGUAACUUUUCAGUCGACACAUGUGUACGGCCCUGUGACACAAGUCACCACUAAACCCAUUUUACAGAUGGGGAAAACUGAGGCCGAGAGAGGGCGACUGACUUAAAGCCGCUCUGUGAGUUCAUGGCAGCGAUGCGGCCUCGAACUCAGGUCUCGCAGGUCCAAAGUACCGGUUGUAAUCUAUGCAAACUCCCCUGUCCUCUCCAAAUGCCACAUCAAGGAAACUCAGAUUUCUGUGCUUGGAAUAAAACGAUGCAUUUUUCCCC
Molecule: messenger RNA, 7592 nt
Organism: Hemicordylus capensis (graceful crag lizard)
Lineage: Eukaryota; Metazoa; Chordata; Lepidosauria; Squamata; Cordylidae
Gene: NR2F6
Product: nuclear receptor subfamily 2 group F member 6
Exons: 7
Coding region: 4229-5470 (413 amino acids)
Biological process (GO): cell differentiation; anatomical structure development; negative regulation of transcription by RNA polymerase II
Molecular function (GO): zinc ion binding; nuclear receptor activity; RNA polymerase II cis-regulatory region sequence-specific DNA binding
Source: RefSeq, a predicted model, not a curated record